Molecule: messenger RNA, 576 nt
Organism: Diplodia corticola
Lineage: Eukaryota; Fungi; Ascomycota; Dothideomycetes; Botryosphaeriales; Botryosphaeriaceae
Product: proteasome component pup3
Exons: 2
Coding region: 1-576 (191 amino acids)
Biological process (GO): proteasome-mediated ubiquitin-dependent protein catabolic process
Cellular component (GO): proteasome core complex; proteasome core complex, beta-subunit complex
Source: RefSeq, a predicted model, not a curated record
AUGGUCGGCAAGGACUGCGUGGCCAUCGCGUGCGACCUGCGACUGGGCAUGCAAGCCCUGACCGUGUCCAACAACUUCCCCAAGAUCUUCUCGUACGGCGACGUGCACCUCGGCCUCACGGGCCUCGCCACGGACGUGUCGACGGUGGCCGAUCUGUUCCGCUACAAGGUCAACAUGUACCGCCUGCGCGAGGAGCGCAACAUCAGCCCGCAAACCAUGGCCAACCUGGUCUCGUCGUCGCUGUACGAGCGCCGCUUCGGCCCCUACUUCGUCAGCCCCGUCAUCGCCGGCAUCAACCAGACCACGGGCAAGCCCUUCAUCUGCGGCUUCGACAGCAUCGGCUGCAUCGACUUCGCAAAGGACUUCAUCGUCGCCGGCACCGCCAGCGACCAGCUCUUCGGCACCUGCGAGGGCCUGUGGGAGCCCGAUCUGGGUCCCGAGGACCUCUUCGAGACCAUCUCGCAAGCGCUGCUCAACGCCGUCGACAGAGACGCGUUAUCCGGCUGGGGCGCCCACGUCUACAUCAUCGAGAAGGACAAGGUGACCAAGAGGCUGCUGAAGGGCAGACAAGACUGA